This is a messenger RNA of Nipponia nippon (crested ibis), 3938 nucleotides long. Lineage: Eukaryota; Metazoa; Chordata; Aves; Pelecaniformes; Threskiornithidae. The record is from RefSeq and is a predicted model, not a curated record.
GUUUGUUCCUGUUCCUCAAUGCGUCAGAGAGGCUGAGCCCCAUCAUCCUGAGCCCUUGGCUGAGAAGCAGCAGUGACCAAUGCAUAGUUCAAGUGGCCGUUUAUAAGUUUUACCAGCAGAGUGGAGAAUAUAUUGCUCGUGUCCUUCCCAUUGACGAAAGCAGCAGUGAAAUAUUAUCAGUGGAGAGUCCAGAGAAACAUGGAUGGGUGUUGCUUCAAAGGAGAGUUGGACAUCUAGAGAAACCAUUUCGGAUCUCACUGGAGUAUGUUGCUAAUGGGAACAAGAGCGUAGCGGCCGUGGAUUCCUUUGCAAUGAAGAACUGCAGUACGGGACCUGCUUCUGGCUCAAAAAUGGCUCUGGAGGGUUCCUUCAGCUGCUGGAAUGGAACGGCGAUCAGGCUGGGGCAGGCGUGUGACUUCAUCAGGGACUGCGCCGAGGGAGAAGAUGAGGGAGACAUGUGCAAAAAUCUUCCCUCUGGCUUUUACUGUUCGUUUGAAGAAGGAGACUGUGGCUGGAUGCAGGGCUCUUCUGCGUCCCAUCCUUCUCCAUGGCGGAUUGGAAGCCCGGAGCACAACCGUAUUCCUUCAAUAGAAGGUUGCGCACUCCUCCUUAACACCAGCAAAGCACCAGCAGUAGCAAACACUGUCAUGACCAGCACUGCAUUUCCAGCUCCUUUGAGGAACUCUCCCUGCGAGCUACGAAUGUCAUGGCUCAUCCAUGGUGUCUUGCUGGGAAAUAUAUCCCUGGUGCUGGUCGAGAACAAGACAGGAAAGGAACAGAGCCGGAUGUUCUGGCAUUCAGAUAACAGCGAAGGUUUGGGAAUAUGGCAGUGGAUGAUCUUACCUCUCCCAGAUAUACUGGAUAGGUUUUGGUUUCAGAUCAUCGCUUCAUGGGAAGAAGGAUCUGAUGCCAUUAUUGCUUUUGACAAUGUCUCCCUUAGUCUGGACUGUUAUUUAACAAUCAGUGGAGAGAAGACACCUCGAGGUACCACACCAGACUCAAGCAAUUUGCUCACCAGUAGAGGUGGCCAGAAGAAGUUUGGAUGGGAACAAAAGCUUCUGGGAAAUCUCCAACUCAACACUGCCCCCAUUUCUGGUCCAGCAGAUCAUUGGUUAUUCACAACAUGUGGUGCCAGCGGACCCUAUGGCCCCACACAGAGCCAAUGCAAUGAUGCCUACAGGAACUCCAACCUCAGUGUGAUUGUAGGAGCUGAAGGGAUUCUCCAAGGCAUUCAGAUCUGGAGAGUACCAGCAACCAACACAUACAGCAUCUCAGGCUAUGGAGCUGCUGGUGGGAAAGGAGGGAAGAACACCAUGGUGCGGUCCCACGGCGUGUCUGUGCUGGGAAUUUUUGACCUCCAGAAGGAUGACACCUUGUAUAUCUUGGUGGGACAGCAAGGAGAAGAUGCUUGUCCUAGUAUGAAUGAUGUUAUACAGAAAGUCUGCAUUGGAGAGAACAAUGUUAUUGAAGAAGAGAUACGUGUGAACAGAAGUGUCAAGGAAUGGGCAGGAGGAGGUGGAGGAGGGGGAGGUGCAACUUACAUAUUUAAGAUGGAGAAUGGAGAACCUGUCCCCUUGAUAAUUGCAGCAGGAGGUGGUGGCAGGGCCUACAGGGCCAAAACAGACACAUUUCAUCCAGAAAGGCUGGAGAAUGAUUCCUCUAUUCCAGGGUUGAAUGGAAAUUCAGGAGCUGCAGGUGGUGGAGGUGGCUGGAAUGAUAACACUUCCUUCCUGUGGUCAGGAAAAUCCUUGCUGGAAGGUGCUACUGGAGGAAGAUCCUGCCCCCAGGCCAUGAAGAAGUGGGGGUGGGAGACAAGAGGGGGUUUCGGAGGGGGUGGAGGGGGGUGCUCCUCAGGUGGAGGAGGCGGAGGAUAUAUAGGUGGCAAUGCUGCAGUGGACAAUGACCCAGAGAUGGAUGGGGAGGAUGGUGUGUCCUUUAUUAAUCCAAUUGGUACUUUAUACACUCCAGCACUUAAAGUGACAGAGGGGCACGGAGAGGUGGAUAUUAGGCUGCAUCUUAACUGCAGUCACUGUGAGAUGGACGAGUGCCGUGUUGAUCUUGAGACUCAAAAAGUCAUUUGCUUUUGUGAGCCAGGCACAGAGUUGGCUGAGGAUGGUGUGUCUUGCAUAGGUAAGUAGGUGUAUGGGCCAGUGGUUCAUCUCCCUCUCUCCUUGGUCUUGUCUGUAGUGACUUCAGCAUUGGUGGCUGCUUUAAUUUUGGCUUUUUCAGGAAUCAUGAUAGUAUAUCGUCGGAAGCACCAGGAGCUACAAGCCAUGCAGAUGGAGUUACAGAGCCCAGAAUAUAAGCUGAGCAAGCUGCGUACCUCCACUAUCAUGACAGACUACAAUCCCAACUACUGCUUUGCAGGAAAGACCACAUCCAUUAGUGAUCUCAAAGAGGUGCCUCGAAAAAACAUCUCCCUCAUCCGGGGUUUGGGCCACGGAGCCUUUGGUGAGGUAUAUGAAGGUCAGGUGGCAGGGAUCCCCAGCGACCCCACUCCCUUGCAGGUGGCCGUGAAAACAUUGCCAGAAGUGUGUUCGGAGCAAGAUGAGCUGGACUUCCUCAUGGAAGCUCUCAUUAUUAGCAAGUUCAACCACCAGAAUAUUGUGCGCUGUAUCGGGGUGAGCUUGCAGGCACUGCCCCGUUUCAUCCUGCUAGAGCUCAUGGCUGGAGGUGACCUGAAAUCGUUCCUGAGAGAGACACGGCCUAGACCGAAUCAGCCCUCCUCCCUUUCCAUGCUGGACUUGCUCCACGUGGCUCGUGACAUUGCUUGUGGGUGUCAGUACCUGGAGGAGAACCACUUCAUUCACAGGGAUAUUGCUGCCAGAAACUGCCUCCUUACCUGUCGAGGGCCUGGGAGAGUGGCUAAAAUUGGAGACUUUGGAAUGGCCCGGGAUAUAUACAGAGCCAGCUACUAUCGGAAGGGUGGGUGUGCAAUGUUGCCCGUCAAAUGGAUGCCUCCUGAGGCUUUCAUGGAAGGGAUAUUCACAUCAAAAACAGAUACAUGGUCCUUUGGCGUAUUGCUCUGGGAGAUAUUCUCUUUGGGAUACAUGCCCUACCCUAGCAAAAGUAACCAGGAGGUUCUGGAGUUUGUCACCAAUGGAGGAAGGAUGGAUCCACCUAAAAACUGCCCUGGCCCUGUUUAUCGCAUUAUGACCCAGUGUUGGCAGCACCAGCCUGAAGACCGGCCAAAUUUUGCCAUAAUCCUGGAGAGGAUUGAGUACUGCACUCAGGAUCCAGAUGUCAUCAACACUGCUUUGCCAGUAGAAUAUGGCCCAUCAGCUGAGGAGGAGGAGAAGGUAGCGAUGCGUCCCGAUGAUCCAGAAGGAAUUCCUCCUCUCUUGGUCUCCACACACCAAGACAGAAAGAAUGACAAGCAAACUCUGCCAUCACCACCACCCCUGCCGUCAGCCAUCACUGCUGGAAAACCUCUAGGGAAAGUGGGAGCCUUGGAACCGCCAGUGCUGGGGAAGGUGCCGUCAGCCUCAGCGGGGGGACAUAUCAACAUGGCCUAUGCCCAGUCCAAUCCCCCUUCUGAGCUGCACAAAAGCCGGGGAUCCAGAAACAAGCCCACCAACCUCUGGAAUCCAACCUAUGGUUCCUGGUUUGCGGAGAAGCAGGCCAGCAAAAACAGUUCUCUGCUAGAGAAGGAGAUGCCCGAGAGGGAGAAUUUGGGACAGGAAGGAAACUGUAUUGUAGGGCCCAACAUUGUGACUGGCAGGCUGCCAGGCUCCUCCCUGCUAUUAGAGCCAUCUUCCCUAACAGCAAGCGUUAAAGAAGUGCCUCUCUUUAGGCUCCGCCACUUCCCCUGUGGGAAUGUCAACUAUGGAUACCAACAGCAGGGCUUACCCUUGGAAGCCUCCACGCCACCCUGCGCUAGCAGUUACGAGGACCCCGUCCUUAGAAACAAGAGCCACAUAACCCAGCAGGGGCUGUGA